Lagopus muta (rock ptarmigan) is the source of this 2213-nucleotide messenger RNA. RefSeq names its product serine/threonine-protein kinase Sgk2-like. The record is from RefSeq and is a predicted model, not a curated record. NCBI's taxonomy places the organism in Eukaryota, Metazoa, Chordata, Aves, Galliformes, Phasianidae. The coding region runs from base 1081 to 2175 and encodes 364 amino acids. Gene Ontology annotation, biological process: protein phosphorylation. The transcript is spliced from 14 exons. Gene Ontology annotation, molecular function: ATP binding; protein serine/threonine kinase activity.
CUGUGGAACUGCCUGCCUUUGUUCAGCAGCGCUGCUGUGCCUCGCUGCAGCUCCCAGCCCCUCCUGCCCAAUGUCCCAUGUUUCCUGCAGGUACUGCUAUAUGGAUGUAUUUCUGUGCUUUGCUCAUGUGCUCCCAGUCACUCGCACUGACCUUCCCCAGCUUUGGGUCAGGGCUCAGCUCCCUGCACUGUGACUGCACUAUCCCAGUCUGUCUGCCAGCAUGUGGGGCAGACAGUAAAUGACUCAGGUAACCUUCAGCAAACCUCAGUGGGCUGGGGAGGCAAACAGGGAAACGAGGACUGUGCCCGGUGGGAGGGAGCAGGCUCAAGUUGCCCGGGUGCUGCCCCUUCCGGCGUGUACAGGGCUGCUGUAUUCACUGCAUGGUGAGGUGCUGCCAAAUGCCUCAUGGGGUUUGCUUUGGGUAUUUGCAUUUCCUGUUGUAACGUGAAUGGCUCUACAGUUUGGCUUGGGCUUGUUUCCUCCCAAAAUGUGUCAUCCUACUGGCCUCUUGUUUGGGGAGGUGUUUUCUGGCAGCCACUGCUUUGGCCAUAGUAGAACUAUUCUGGUAUUACAGCUUGCUUGUGUCCACAAAAGCACUUGUUUUUAAGGGAGGGGAGGAAGUACAUGUGUGGAUGUCUUUAAUCUGUCCAGAGUGUGAGAAUGAGCCUUAGAAUUUUUCUGUUAUCUGCUGCUGAGCAAACAGAGAACUCCCAUGCUCAGGUUGAGCUCCUGAGGCCAUCCCAUGUGCAGCGUGCUCAGGGCUCUGCUCUUCCUCCAGGGCGGAGGUGAUGGUGAUGAUGAUGGGUACUGGCAGCUGCUCCUGGGUGGGGAUCCUGACGCUGGCUGCAUUCCCUUGGCCGAGGCUCUGGCUCACCUCCUGCGGGCCCUGAAAGGUCUCAUUCAGGCCCAUCGUUACUUGCAGAGCCCUGAAUGAAAGUGGCCGUACGUGUGCCAAGUGUGUGAUGUGUCUCAGCACAGCAGCAACCUUAAUUCAUCAAGCACGGCCGUGAGAGGAUAGAACAAACCAUCAAGGCGUCCGGCUCCAGGCUCUGCUCGUAUGCUGAACGAGUUGCUAUUUUAAUGGAUCGUUCCCGGACCCCAGACAGCAGUGCCCAGCCUACAACACCAACUGACAACAUCAACCUUGGACCUUCUGCUAACCCAAAUGCCAAGCCAACAGACUUUGACUUCCUGAAGGUUAUUGGCAAAGGAAGCUUUGGAAAAGUUCUCCUGGCCAAACGCAAGUGUGAUGGGACUUUUUAUGCUGUGAAAGUCUUGCAUAAGAAAACCAUCCUAAAGAAAAAGGAGCAAAACCACAUCAUGGCAGAACGCAACGUGCUUCUGAAAAAUGUCAAGCACCCCUUCCUUGUGGGCCUCCACUACUCCUUCCAGACCUCGGAGAAGCUUUACUUUGUGCUUGAUUAUGUAAAUGGAGGAGAGCUCUUCUUCCACUUGCAAAGAGAGCGUUGUUUCCGUGAGCCCCGUGCAAGAUUCUAUGCUGCAGAGGUUGCUAGUGCAAUUGGUUACCUGCAUUCCUUAAACAUCAUCUAUAGGGAUUUAAAACCUGAGAACAUCCUCCUGGAUUGCCAGGGACAUGUGGUGUUGACAGAUUUUGGACUCUGCAAGGAAGGAAUGGAGGAAGAAGAGACUACCUCUACGUUCUGCGGCACUCCUGAGUACUUAGCUCCUGAGGUGCUAAAGAAGCAGCCGUAUGACAGGACAGUAGACUGGUGGUGCCUUGGAGCUGUCCUCUAUGAGAUGCUUUUUGGACUGCCUCCCUUUUAUAGCCGGGAUGUGUCUCAAAUGUAUGACAACAUUCUCCACAAGCAACUCCAGAUCCAAGGAAGCAAGACUGUGGCAGCCUGUGAUAUCCUCCAUGGACUUCUCCACAAGGACCAGAAGAGGAGGCUGGGUGCCAAAACAGACUUUCUUGAGAUAAAGAACCACGUAUUCUUCAGCCCAAUAAACUGGGAUGACUUGUACCACAAGAGGAUUACCCCUCCGUUCAACCCUAAUGUGGCUGGCCCAGCUGAUCUGCGGCACUUCGACCCAGAGUUCACCCAGGAAGCGAUCUCUGCCUCCAUCACCCACACACCUGACUUAGCAGCCAGCAGCUCCAGUGCCUCAGAUGCUUUUUUAGGAUUUUCUUAUGCACCAACUGAAGAGGACUUCUAGAUUUUAUAAAGGCUUUGCGAAGCCAGGUUUUAACUGAA